Messenger RNA from Harpegnathos saltator (Jerdon's jumping ant), 2456 nucleotides. It is a transcript of the gene Xpd, whose product is annotated as general transcription and DNA repair factor IIH helicase subunit XPD. Lineage: Eukaryota; Metazoa; Arthropoda; Insecta; Hymenoptera; Formicidae. The transcript has 13 exons. The record is from RefSeq and is a predicted model, not a curated record. Gene Ontology annotation, molecular function: damaged DNA binding; hydrolase activity, acting on acid anhydrides, in phosphorus-containing anhydrides; ATP binding. Gene Ontology annotation, cellular component: nucleus. Bases 62 to 2341 code for a protein of 759 amino acids. Gene Ontology annotation, biological process: transcription by RNA polymerase II; positive regulation of mitotic recombination; nucleotide-excision repair.
UUUAUAUUAUAUAUAUGUGAUUUUUAUAUGCCAUUGUAUGUAACAUAAUAGAAGUAAUAAUAUGAAAAUAAGCGUUGACGGGUUGAUCGUAUAUUUUCCAUACGAUUAUAUUUAUCCAGAGCAAUAUGCUUAUAUGCUUGAGCUCAAACGUGGUUUGGAUGCCAAGGGGCAUUGCUUGCUGGAAAUGCCUUCAGGUACUGGCAAAACAAUUACCCUUUUAUCACUCAUUGUGGCAUACAUGUUGGAGUAUCCGUUAAAUGUUACAAAGUUGAUUUAUUGUUCUCGAACUGUACCAGAAAUAGAGAAGGUUAUUGAAGAAUUAAAAAAACUUAUAGAUUAUUAUGAGACAGAAACUAAGAGUAAGCCAAAAAUUGUUGGUUUAGUUCUGAGUUCACGUAAAAAUAUGUGCAUACAUCCUGAGGUUAGUAGAGAACGAGAAGGUAAAAUUGUAGAUGGUCGCUGUCAUUCUCUUACUGCAUCAUAUGUAAGAGAGAGACAUAAUCAUGAUGAAUCUACUCCAAUUUGCAACUUUUAUGAAGGAUUUGAUAUGGAAGGUAGAGAACAAAUUGUUCCUCCUGGUAUUUAUUCUCUGGAUGAUUUAAAGGAUUAUGGAAAGGAUCGUGGUUGGUGUCCAUAUUUCCUUGCAAGAUUUACAAUCUUACAUGCACAGAUUGUAGUAUACAGUUAUCAUUAUUUAUUGGAUCCGAAGAUUGCAGAAACUGUUUCCAAAGAAUUGAGCAAGAGUUCAGUAGUUGUCUUUGAUGAAGCUCAUAACAUUGAUAAUGUCUGUAUUGAUUCCAUGAGUGUGAAGAUAAAUAAGAAGCUAAUGGAAAGGAGUACGAAUAAUAUACAGCUUUUGGAAAAAACUGUGGCUGAGAUGAGAGACUGUGAUGUGAAUAAGUUGAAAGAGGAAUACGACAGGCUAGUCGCAGGUUUGCGGGACGCUCAACUCGCGAGAGAAACCGAUGUUAUUCUGGCCAAUCCUGUUCUUCCAGACGAAAUACUGGAAGAGAUUGUACCGGGCAACAUACGAAACGCCGAGCAUUUCGUAAGUUUCUUGAAACGAUUCGUCGAGUACCUGAAGACUCGCUUGCGCGUCCAACACGUCAUGCAAGAAUCACCCGCAGCGUUCUUAAGGGAUAUCCAAGCAAAAGUGUCCAUCGAGCGGAAACCCUUGCGAUUUUGCGCCCAGCGACUGGCGUCCCUUUUACGUACUAUGGAGAUAACAGAUAUGACGGAUUUUUCUCCAAUCAUUCUGGUGACACAUCUCGCGACGCUGGUCUCCACGUAUACUCACGGAUUCACGAUCAUCGUGGAACCGUUUGACGACAAAACGCCGACCGUUUUGAAUCCUAUCUUGCACUUCAGUUGUUUGGAUUCUUCGAUCGCCAUUAAGCCAAUAUUUGACAGAUUCCAGUCUGUGAUAAUUACUUCCGGGACGCUAUCCCCAUUGGACAUGUAUCCCAAGAUACUCAAUUUUCAUCCAGUCAUAAUGUCGUCGUUCACUAUGACAUUAGCCAGACCGUGUCUUCUGCCUAUGAUCGUGGCUAAAGGCAAUGAUCAAGUGGCUAUUUCAUCGAAGUAUGAAACGCGAGAGGAUGUGGCAGUCAUAAGAAAUUAUGGGCAGCUGUUGGUCGAAUUCGCUGCCACAGUGCCGGAUGGUUUAGUCUGCUUCUUCACAUCGUACUUGUACAUGGAAUCGGUAGUAGCUGCGUGGUACGAUCAAGGAGUCGUGGAUCAACUUCAAAGGCAUAAACUGUUGUUCAUCGAGACACAGGAUUCAGCGGAAACCAGUUUAGCUUUGAUCAAUUACAUAAAGGCCUGUGAGAAUGGAAGAGGAGCGGUGUUGCUUUCAGUUGCUCGUGGAAAAGUGUCCGAAGGUGUCGACUUUGACCAUCAUUUGGGCAGAGCUGUACUCAUGUUCGGCAUACCUUACGUGUACACGCAGUCGCGAAUCUUGAAAGCGCGUUUAGAGUACCUCAGGGACCAGUUUCAAAUACGAGAGAAUGAUUUCCUAACUUUCGAUGCCAUGAGGCAUGCCGCGCAAUGCGUAGGACGCGCAAUCAGAGGCAAAACGGAUUAUGGUAUUAUGGUAUUUGCGGAUAAAAGAUUCUCGAGAGUGGAUAAACGAAGCAAAUUACCGAAAUGGAUACAAGAGCACUUGACCGACAACUUCUGCAAUUUAUCUACCGAGGAAGCUAUACAGAUCAGCAAGAGAUGGUUACGGCAAAUGGCGCAGCCGUUCACGCGUGAGAAUCAGCUUGGACUGUCGCUAUUAACAAGAGAGCAACUCGAGAAAGAAGAGACUGCCAGGAUCGAAGAGAAGGCGCAGCAAAAUUGAUAGAUUGACACCGGCAAUAGGCCGAAUGAUGAUCCGUUUGUUACUUAGGCUAAUUAAUUAUAUCUGUGAUCUGUGCCAUUUGCAGAAAAUAUAUCACACGAUGUUCAUUGAUCUA